Molecule: messenger RNA, 411 nt
Organism: Phyllostomus hastatus (greater spear-nosed bat)
Lineage: Eukaryota; Metazoa; Chordata; Mammalia; Chiroptera; Phyllostomidae
Product: diamine acetyltransferase 1-like
Exons: 1
Coding region: 1-411 (136 amino acids)
Cellular component (GO): cytosol
Molecular function (GO): N-acetyltransferase activity
Source: RefSeq, a predicted model, not a curated record
AUGCUAACUGAAAAAGACCUGCUGGAGGAUGGUUUCGGAAAGCACCCCGUCCACCACUGCCUGGUGGCAGAAGUAUCCAAGGGCCCAGCUCUGUGGAAGGACACAGCAUUUGGUUUUGCCUCAGACUGUUUUACCUAUGACCCUUGGAUUGGCAGACUCUUGUGUCUUGAGGACUUCUUCGAAAGGAGUGAUUAUAGAAGCCUUGGGAUAGGGUCAGAAACUCUGAAGACUCUAAACCAGGUUGUGGAGAAAUGUCGCUGCAGCAGCAUGCACUUCCUGAGAGCGGAAUGGAAUGAACCGUCUUCUUCUUCUACAAAAAAAAGGGGCGCUUCUGAUCUGUCCAGCAAGGAGGGGUGGAGACUCUUUAAGAUCGAUAAAGAAUGCUUGCUAAAAAUGGCAGCAGAGGAGUGA